CGCCAAUGAGCGAGGACGUUGCUGGUGGGUGGGAGACGAUGCGGGCGGCGGUAUGGAAAGCCCGAGCGGCGCUGCUGUACUCGGUGGGCGGAUGGACCAUGCUGGGGGCCAUGAUCCACUACACCAACACCACAGGCAGAGAAGCCGCCAGUGCCGAUGGGCCCGAGAAUGAAAGAGAUCAUCAGGAAAACCAAGGACCCCGCAAGGAAGUAUUUGUUACAGAAACACCUUUAGGAUUUAAUAUUACUACAACAGUAACAUAUAAGGAGGUUCAACCUCCUCUUACUCGACUGCUAAGGCGUGUGAAAUCAUACUUUGAUCCUGAUGAUGAGCCUCCUUCUAAAAAUUGAGUGAUCAGGAAGCUCAGAACUUUGUGCCAGUGCUGCCUCGUCCAAGAAGUUGUCCUGGUAUGACAAACUUCUUGCAUUGCUGAAAUGACAUCUCCAUCUCUGACACAACUUCAUGGGACUUGCACACCUUCUCAUCUGCUGGGAGUGCCACUGUCCAUUGCGUGUGUAUUCAUGUCAUUAAAUGCAAAAACUAGAUUGUGAGAUGUAAGUGAAUCUGCGGGCCGCCAGGUGUCCCAUGUCUGACAGUCUAGGCAGGGGGCCUUUGUGGCUGCUUUGGCAAGUUGCUUUCCCAACUGGUGUGCAGGACGUACCUGGGUGAUCUGCAGUCUCCUCCUCAGCUGGUGGGCUCUUGAACAGAUCUGUUCAGAAUGAUUAUGUUGUGUAAUCUUUAGGGUAUGAGUUGUUAAUUGCCUUUCAAAUAAAAGCUUAGAAGAGAUGAA
This is a messenger RNA of Calypte anna (Anna's hummingbird), 790 nucleotides long. It is a transcript of the gene SMIM26, whose product is annotated as small integral membrane protein 26. Lineage: Eukaryota; Metazoa; Chordata; Aves; Apodiformes; Trochilidae. The coding region runs from base 6 to 350 and encodes 114 amino acids. The transcript has 2 exons. The record is from RefSeq and is a predicted model, not a curated record.